AUAUCUCGUGUGGGCUGACCCUCAAAUCUAGAAAAACUUGAAUUGAAUAACUCCUCAUUCAACAACGCUCCGCUCUGAAACCUCUGAUCCGAUAGUUUAGUCACAAAAAUUGCAUGUGUACGCCCUUUUGCUUAGCCAUCCUUCUUUAAUGCAUCACAAGAGAAGAGAGAGAGAGAGAGGGAGGGCCCCCACCAAUUCCUUUGUUUUUCUUUUCCUUUUUAAGUUUUUUUCAGUUACCUUUAUUUAUUUUGAUUGUUUUUAGAAGAUUUUCAGUUACUUUAUUUAAACGGGAAUAGAGUAAAAACAUUUGAUGUGAACCUCAUCCUCCCAAUAUAAAUACAGCCCCACUCCCACCCGUCUUGCUCUUUUAUAAUCUGAGACGUUUUUCCCAUCAUAGCUCUUGCCUUUCUCCCUCAAUUCACCAGACUUGGAUUCGAUACAAAUCAUAUUCAUGGCCAUUCAAGCACACUUGUUUUCGGAGAAUCUAGGUUUUCCGCUCGGAAAUUCUCAGGAUAAUUUGUUGGUGGAAAAUGGUUGUGGAUUCGAUAAUCUGUGUUUCGCCCCCCAACAAUUCAUUCAGUUGGAUCAGUUUCAGAAUUCGUUAGUUGAUAACAACGCUCAAUUUCAUCAACACCAAUUUAUGACCUUUUCGCAGAGCGUUUCGUCGCAUAUCGAGAGGCAGAGGUUCGAAUUCGACAACUUCGUUAAUUUACAGAAUGAGAGAUUGAGAAUGGCAAUGCAAGAACAGAGGAAGCAGCAGAUAGCGGUUUUGAUGAAGAAAUACGAAUGGAAGACUGAAUUGUUGCUGAAACAGAAAGAUGAAGAAAUCGCGAAAGCGGCGAAUCGGACAACGGAGCUGCACAACUUCAUGAAGAGGAUGGAGAUGGAGAAUCAGACGUGGCAGAGAGCGGCCAAGGAGAACGAGGCCAUGAUCGCGUCGCUCAACAGCUCCAUCCAACGCCUCAGAGAAUCCGCCUAUUUGUCGGAAAAUGCAGCUGAAGAUGCUGAGUCUUGCUGCCAGAAUAUGGAACGAAUCCAACAAAAUACUGAAAUAAACAAGAAAAUGGUGUGCAGAUGCUGCAAUUCACGGAAUUCGUGCGUCGUCAUGCUGCCCUGCCGACACCUCUGUUCCUGCAAAGAUUGUGAGGUUUUUCUUGAUUCAUGCCCUGUUUGUAGUAUGGCAAAGAAAGCAGCCAUAGAGGCACUCAUUUGAUUCUUUUCUUUUUUAUUCAAAGACCAAACGUCUUUUUUUUUUUUUAAUAGUUGAGACUUUGUUCGUUUUUCCCUGAUAGCAAAUUUAUUUCUGGGAUUUCUUGACUGUGAAAUACACAUUUUUUAAAUUA
This is a messenger RNA of Salvia miltiorrhiza (redroot sage), 1343 nucleotides long. Its product is annotated as probable BOI-related E3 ubiquitin-protein ligase 2. Lineage: Eukaryota; Viridiplantae; Streptophyta; Magnoliopsida; Lamiales; Lamiaceae. The record is from RefSeq and is a predicted model, not a curated record. Gene Ontology annotation, molecular function: ubiquitin-protein transferase activity. The coding region runs from base 452 to 1213 and encodes 253 amino acids. The transcript has 2 exons.